AUGGGUAUCAAGGACGGUGUUGAUGUGAAAGACCUUCUAAGUCCGAAGAUCGUUGACUAUGUCAAGAAAGAACUUAAAUUCGACAGUUUCACACCACCUCAAGUAAGUUUUGAGCUUAUUUAUGGUUUUUGGUUUAUUAAACCAUUUGUUAAAGCUCUUGGAGGAUUGUUUUUACGAACUAUCUUUAGGAAUGGAGUAUAAAACACUUUUUCCAAAAGUACGAUUGUAUUGUACAAGCUCCAACUGGCAGUGGAAAGACCUUGGCUUACGGACUUCCAAUGAUUCAGAUUCUGGAUGCUAAGAAGGAGAAGGUGGGUAUAUUUAAGUUGUAUAUUAUUCUUUAGGUGAAUGAAAAUGAAUGUCACGUGUUGGGAUUGAUCUUGGCACCGAGCAAAGAGUUGGUAAAUCAAGUUUCGACAGUUCUUCGGCCGAUCGCUAACCUGUUCGACCUGAAUGUAGUUAAACUGAUUGGAGGAGGUGGCUCGAAGACUGUGACGGACAAGCCUUUUAAAGGCAAUUGGUAAGAGUAUAUAAUGUUGUUUGUUUUGGUGUUUUGGGUAUCUAAUUAUCUAUUUUAUUUAUUUUAGUAUUGUGAUAGCUACUCCCGGUCGGUUAGAUCAUGUGCUGGAAAAGUUUGAACAUUUGAAGAAGUCUUUUAAGACUUUGGAAAUGCUAGUUAUUGAUGAAGCUGAUCGCUUUUCUGAUGAAGAAUUCAAAGUUAGUGUAUCUUCCAUUUUGGGUUUGUUACCUAAACAAAGACUUACUGGUCUUUUUUCUGCUACACAAGCUAAAGAAGUUGAGAAUCUGGUCAAAUUUGGUGUCAGAAAUCCGAUUAGAAUGGUAUUUUCUCAUGAUUUGAAGCCUGAGGUGUCAGAAGACAUUAAUGAGACGUUGACAUCAGGAGAAGCUGUACCUGAAAAGCUUAUCAAUUACUAUACUGUAAGUUGAAGCAUAAUACGCUGAUUUGAUUUUAAUUUUCUUUGAAGCAUAUGUUGUAUUUUUCAGAUAAACGAUGCAGAUAAGAAAGUUUUGGCGUUGGUUGAGUUCCUCAACUCGAUUCCCAAUGCCAAAGUACUCGUCUUUAUGUGUAGCGCUUCUGAAGUGGAGUACUUUUCCGACGUUCUUCCCCAGUUUUUGACGAAUACUAAAAAACGACCAGUUAUGGCAAUUCACAGAAAGAAGCACUCUAAACGACAAGGAAUUGUAAGUGUUUAGAGUUCACCUGCUAGGUAUCGUUGUCUACUUUGGUAAAAUAUAUUGUUGUUUUAAAAUAUGGUUUUAAUGAUGCUGCUUUAGAUCAAAAGCUUCGUCUCAGCGAAGAAGGCUGUUCUUCUAUGCACUGACUUGAUGGCCAGAGGUUUGGAUAUUGUGGACAUUGAUUGGGUGGUCCAAUUCGACAUUCCUAAGCAGACCAACUGGUUUGUACAUAGGUCUGGUCGUACUGGACGUCAAGGAAAGCAGGGAAAGGCGAUAGUGUUUUUGAACAAAGAAGAAGACGCCUACAUUGAGUUUGUCAGCAAAUACGAGAAUCUGACUUUGACAGAGUACAAGAUCGAAGGCCUGAGCAAGGAUAAGGCUCUGGAUCUGAGGGAGAAGAUCAGGGAUCUGGCUAAAUCUGACAGGUAAAAGUUAUUUGUUUGAAUUACCUUUUAUGUUGUCUUAAUAUUUAUUUAUCUAUUAUGAUUUAUACUGUUACUAGACUAAAUUUUUAUUUUUCAGGAAGAUACUAGUAAACGGAACACGAGCAUUCGUAGCUUUUGUGCAAUUUUACAUCAAGCACGACUGUAAGAUUGUAUGCAAGUUAGGAGGUAGGUUGCCAUUUUCAACAAUUGUAGUUGAGGAGUAGUACUAUUAUAUUUUUGUUUUCUUUUUUAAUUGUAUUACUCUUGCAGAGCAAGACAUUCCCGGACUAGCCCAUGCCUUCGGAUUGUUGCGUAUGCCUGUAAUGAACGAGUUCCGCGGCCGAAAAGACAUGAAAGAAUUCGAAAACGCUGGUAUUCCGACAGUUCAGAUCGCUUACAAAGACGAAAAGCUAGAAGCUCAAAGACUGAUCGAAAAUACUAAAAAACAAGAAGCUCAGGCCAAGAAGUUGGAGAAGAUCAGAGAGAAACGAAAGGCUGAGGAGGAAGGGGAAGAAACUACAGUAACUUCCAAGAAGAAGCACAAGAUCACGAAGCCGAAGAAGCAGUCGGAAUGGAACGAGCUCCAGAACGACCAACGGCUUCUGAAGAAGUUCAAGGCUGGCAAGAUCUCUAAGAAGGAGCUCAGCGAGGAACUCUAA
Messenger RNA from Bursaphelenchus okinawaensis, 2281 nucleotides. The record is from the annotation of a GenBank genome assembly. Lineage: Eukaryota; Metazoa; Nematoda; Chromadorea; Rhabditida; Aphelenchoididae.